Molecule: messenger RNA, 459 nt
Organism: Heterobasidion irregulare TC 32-1
Lineage: Eukaryota; Fungi; Basidiomycota; Agaricomycetes; Russulales; Bondarzewiaceae
Exons: 4
Coding region: 1-459 (152 amino acids)
Source: RefSeq, a predicted model, not a curated record
AUGUCUGAAGUUUUCUGCCACGUUGACGUCCCGGCUCUGAAGAAAUUUGCUGCAGCUGCAGCUGCCGCCGAACAUGCUUCACGCCUCAGCAGAAAUGCCCAGAGUACGAAGAAAAGUGGUAAGAGCAAGGGCAAGGCGCGCUUGCAGGACAAAAGACCACCCCAUCCUACCGUGAUCGGAUGCGAAGAUACCGUGUGGGCUGGUGAGGAGAUGAUUCUCAUUACUUUUGACCCACAAACUGUUCCGUUGGGCCCCCACUGCAUGUUGGCCCACUUUCCGCGUGGCCGGCCGACAUUUACGACGAAAUGCCUGGUCGGCAUGACACAGGCCGCACGGGAUAUUGCACAAAUUUGCGCACCUAAAAUCUACGGCUAUUACGACAACGUGCCAAAUCCCAUCAACGCCGAAGUCGUGCUUCUUGAAAUGAGUCCUUUUUACCACUCGUCCCCUUCUCCGUGA